UAUCUUCACUAUGAUUAGUCAAUUUGAGUCAAACGCUCAUUUUGUAAAUACUUUAUUCGUAAUUCGCGAGGAGCUGGAUGAGAAGAAACUCUCACAUCCGGUUCUGUAGUAGAGAUGGAAUAAAUAAAAAUCCAUCAACUAUAACCCCAAAAGAACCAGAUUCCGUAAACAACAUAGAGGAAGAAUGAAGGGAAUAGCUUCUCGAGGGAAUCAUAUUUGUUUCGGUAAAUAUGCGCUUCAAGCACUUGAACCCGCUUGGAUCACAUCUAGACAAAUAGAAGCUGGGCGACGGGCUAUGACACGAAAUGCACGUCGUGGAGGAAAAAUAUGGGUACGUAUAUUUCCCGAUAAACCAGUUACUGUACGACCCGCAGAAACACGUAUGGGUUCAGGAAAAGGAUCCCCUGAAUAUUGGGUUGCUGUUGUUAAACCCGGUCGGAUACUUUUUGAAAUGGGUGGAGUAACAAAAAAUAUUGCCAGAAAAGCUAUUUCAAUAGCAGCAUCAAAAAUGCCGAUACAAACUCAAUUCAUUAUUUCGGAGAUAGAAUAGACGAUAUAACUCUAGAACCAACCCAAAGAAUCUUAAGAAUGAAACAAAAAACAAAAAAAAAAGAGGUUUCGUUUUAUGUUUGUGGACAAAAAAUAUUUCUUUUUUUCUUCGCCCUUUGCAUUGUGAAAGAAAAGAAUAAAAAAAAUGCUAUGAUUCAAUCCCAAACCCUUUUAAAUGUAGCGGAUAACAGCGGGGCUCGAAAAUGAUGUGUAUUCGAAUAAUAGGAGCUAGCAAUCGUCGAUAUGCUUAUAUUGGUGACAUUAUUGUUGCUGUUAUCAAAGAAGCUGUACCUAACAUGCCUCUACAAAGAUCUGAAGUAGUUAGAGCCGUAAUCGUGCGUACCUCUAAAGAACUAAAACGUGGCAACGGGGAUAAUAAUACGAUAUGAUGAUAAUGCCGCAGUUGUUAUUGAUAAAGAAGGAAAUCCAAAAGGGACCAGAAUUUUUGGUCCAAUCCCCCGGGAGUUAAGACAAUUAAAUUUUACUAAAAUCGUUUCAUUAGCUCCUGAGGUAUUAUAAAAAAAAUUAAAAAAUGGAGUAGAAUCUGUCUCACGUAUAUAACUUUAAGAUUAAAAUAAAGUAAGAUAAACACAAUAAUCCAUAGACAAUAAAAAAAACACGUUGAGAGUAGAAAAAUUUU
Molecule: messenger RNA, 1189 nt
Organism: Cuscuta europaea
Lineage: Eukaryota; Viridiplantae; Streptophyta; Magnoliopsida; Solanales; Convolvulaceae
Source: the annotation of a GenBank genome assembly